Messenger RNA from Symbiodinium sp. CCMP2592, 2385 nucleotides. The record is from the annotation of a GenBank genome assembly. Lineage: Eukaryota; Dinophyceae; Suessiales; Symbiodiniaceae.
AUGAUGGGACAUCGGCCGCCAAGCUUUGGAGUGGAAAAGAGGUCCCAGCAAGCCCACAGCUCGCCGGCAAGACAGCGACGGAAUAGAUGGCGAUCGGCCCGCAUGAAGCUGCAGCGGAAGGUUCGAAGAGUCAUUGCACUUACAACUUGCUCGGCGCCGGAAGUUCAGCAGAGCGCGGGUGCUUCCAAACAGGCUCAGCCGCAAGACCAUAGUGCAGCUGGCGACUUCCGUGAUGUGCUCGCCUCCUUCAUGCGUUGCUCUGAGCUGGUUACCGCAUGUUUUGUCAGCAAGUGGACGGCUCCCCAUGCAAAGGCGCCCGGACGGAGAUUCCGGGACCUUUUUCCCGUGCCUCCCCUCCGAGAGUGGCCACUGGAUGUUCUGCUCGACGGCUUGGGCGCGCAAGUGUGCCUUGACGUGGCAAAUUGGUGCCUCGGAGCACUGAACUGCUUAGAAUUGGGGUUGAAGUCUGACUUCCGCCACGGCGAGAUGAACACUUUCCCUUCUGCGCCGCAAGCAUCUGCCCAAAAGCAUGUGUGCUGCAGGGUGGUGCGUUUUCUGGCACGACUUAAUGGUGAGUGUGGCGCAACUCUUUCAUGGGAAGGCUCCUUCAGCGCGUGCGAGCAAGCUGGGAUGGCGCAGUAUGAGGACAUCCGCAGCACGGCUGUUGAUUUGCCUGCUAAGGCCGGCACUUGCUGCCCUGCUCGGAUCAUCUCUCCACAACUGCGGGCCUUGAUCUCCGAUGCUUCUGAAAUUUUCCCUGGGCGCACCUGCGCGACACCUUUCGUCGCGGCCAAGGUUCCGGGAUCAAAGCGAUUGGAGUAUGUGCGGCUCACUGCACGUGAGCUCAGAUGUGGAAAGCUUCGCCUUCGGAAACAUGUCCAUGGACAAGGGUCAGUUUCUGCAGCUCGAAAAUCGAAGGGGCGGCAACGCAAGAUAUGGGAUGGCUCCUACUUGUCUGAGCGAGCAAGCCGUCCGCCUAAGCCCAGGCGGCUCGCUAACCCGAGCAGUUUCCUGGACCUGGAGGUGGCGCCAGGGGAAACACUUCUUUUCUCCAAGAGGGAUGCGGCAACGUGCUUCGACACACUCACAGUCCCUGUGGAGUUAAGGAGCUGGUUUGGACAGCCACCAGUGAGGGUCAAGGACCUCGUUGCAGCGGGCCUGAGCUUCGACGAGAUUCAUGGCAUGUGUGAUGAUGUGCCCGUGGGUGAUGUGAAGUCAAGCCUACAGCUUUUCCCGGUACAUUGCACAUGGCCCAUGGGUUUCUCAUGGUCUUCAGCUGUUGCGCAGGAUACCACAGUUGCUACCUGCAUGCAAGCGGGCAUCAGCGAGCACAACAUCAUCUCCUUGGAUUGCGAUCCCCCAAGCUGUCAUGACGAGGUUUGCUUUGUGGCCACUGAUGACACAAUCCUGGUGCACAAACAUGCAGCGCAUGGAAACCGAACCCUUGAGAGCUUGGAUGCAGCUUUUGCGUGCAAUGGAAUCCCGAGGAACCAUGAGAAGGAUAUUUCGCUGCAACCCCAUGUGACAGCUUUGGGUUGCGAUUUGUCCAAUCACCCGGCACUCGUGGAACCAAAUUCCGCAAAGAUGGCCGAGACGGUGCGUAGAGCCAUAGACCUUCUCGUCUCCAGACAAGCUUCUCCUCGGGCACUCAAUGCUCAUAUCGGCAUCUGGCAGUGGUUUGCAUUGAUGCAACGGGGCUUGUUUAGCAUUUUUGAUGCUGUGUACGCCUUUGUUCAGAAGCAACCUACGUCCCAGGUUAAUAGGCUUACCGAAUCUUGCCUCAAUGAAGUCCUGACUCUGUUGCUGCUGGCUCCCCUCUUGCCGGCAAGCCUGGACCGCCAGCCGUGCCCGAAGCUCAUUGCAUCAGAUGCUGCGCCUGAAUUCGGUUUUGGGGUUUGCGCUUGCGAUUGCUCUCUGGAGGAGGCGGCUGGUGUCUGUCGCAUGGCUGAACGCAGGGGCGACUAUGUACGCUUGACAGCUGAUGCAAAUUCUGCUGAAGAAGAGAUACCCAGACGGGGUCGACAGCGGCGCCUGAACUUGCAUCGUAAAGACUUCAAGACUAUCAUAUCCGCCAAAGCUAAAUGGAAAGCACAUUCUGGGGUGCCUGAGACUCAUGCUUACCUGCUGGCGUUGAAGUGGACAACCCGCCAGACUGUCUUACAUCACCGCAAGAUUCCAUUUUUAGUGGAUGCCAAGGCUGUGUUGGGGGCAGUGACAAAGGGCCGCAGUUCGGCGAGGGCAUUGCGCACGUCGCUACGGGGAGCUGCCGCGCAUGUGCUCGCGGCAAACAUCUUGCCCAGACUGGUUUACGUCCCGAGCGAAAGCAACCCAGCAGAUGCACCAUCAAGAGGCAAGAGCUUGCCUCGGACCUCACGCCUGCGAUAA